AUGCUCGCCGAUCAAAUCGUCAAUAGAUGGGUUCUGAAGGUCCCGGCUAGAUCGGCUGCACCAGAGACGGCCCAGGAAGCACAGAGGCAGACCGUCAAGUUUCUUGAGCUUGACCGCCAGGCAGGUGCCCCCAAAGCUCCUACGAAGCAGCCGAAAGCUACGCUCACUCACUACAUCGGCAAUACUGGAUGGAGAUACCAGCCAGAUUCUCGAGGCGCAGAACGCACAAGGGACGAGGAGGUUGAACGGAUUGAACAAGUCCGAAGAAUCUUCGCAGAAGAGGAGGCCAGCCGCGAAGCUGAGGCUGAGCUGAGUCGGAGGCUUGCAAUCCAGAACAAUGGAUUCAGCCGCACCGAUGGCUACCGUGGUCAUGGUGCUGGAGCACUCAAGCCAGCUGGUCGUCGCCUGAACUCCGCAUGA
Molecule: messenger RNA, 420 nt
Organism: Fulvia fulva
Lineage: Eukaryota; Fungi; Ascomycota; Dothideomycetes; Mycosphaerellales; Mycosphaerellaceae
Exons: 3
Coding region: 1-420 (139 amino acids)
Source: RefSeq, a predicted model, not a curated record